ACAACAGUAUCGAGAACAAUGCUCAAGUUCCAGGUUCACUCCCCUGGCAAGGUGAUUUUACAUGGCGAACACGCGGUUGUCUACCACAAGCCCGCUUUGGCCGCCGUCGUUGGCCUGGGUACUAAACUGCAGCUGCGCUCCCAGGAAGGUAGCCAGGUGGCCAGCUUUCAGCUGGAUGCAUUGAACUGCACUCUGGAAAUCAAUUUGCAGGAAUUCAAUGCAUUUCUCACCAACUUCCGCCAAAAAUAUCCUGGAGAUAAAUUAGACAGCACAGCCAAAUUAAUGGAGGAAGUGCGUUCCGAGGUAUCCAAGCAGCUGGAACGCAGCGUGGGCAGCACACCUAAACAGCACACACAACGCGCCUUCAUUUCCAUUUAUUAUCUGCUUGCGGGCGCUGUGCUCACAGCACCCAAUCAACCGACGCUGACACUUCAGACGGGUUUCCAGGUGCAUGUUGACACGGAACUGAAUGUGGGCGCUGGUCUUGGCAGUUCCGCUUCAUAUGGCGCCGCUUUAGCUACCGCUUUUCUCAUCUUAGCUGGCCAUUUCGAUCAGUCCAGCUACUUGCAGGAUGAAAACUUGGCACUGAUUUCCCAUUGGGCUUACGAAUCGGAGCGUGUCAAUCAUGGUACACCCUCAGGAGUAGAUAACACUGUAUGUACCUAUGGCGGCAUUUUGCGUUUCGUCAAGGGUCAAGGUUUUCAAUCACUGAAAAUCCAUAAACCACUCAAUAUUCUUCUGGUGGAUAGUCGAGUCAGUCGCAGCACCGCGGACAUUGUGGCCAAGGUGCGUCACCUGGCCGAGGAUUUUCCGCAACUUAUUGAGGCAAUCUGGCAAGCCUGUGAGCAGCUGGUGAACUCAGCAGUGCCGCUUUACGAGAGCUUUGGCAAUGCACAGGAUGACAGCCAAAAGUUCGAGAAACUCGAACGUCUCUUUCAGAUCAACAACGAUCUGUUAAAGGCCAUCGGUGUGACACAUCCAAAGCUGGAGCAAAUCUUUACAAUUGCCUUCAAGCGUGGUUUCUUCUCCAAGUUGACGGGUGCUGGUGCUGGCGGCUAUGCCAUUGUGCUUCUGCCCGAGAACUUUGAAUGCAACGAGGUCUACUGGAAGCUGAAGGAGGAACUGGAGGGUGCUGGUUUUGGUGUGCAUGUGACAACAGCAGGUGGCGAGGGAUUGCGUGUAACCUCGUUGGACAACUGAUAAACUAAACUACAACAUAUAUGACACCUUUUACUUACAAAUGUAUUUUACUCUAAAUGUAUGUAGAUGUACUCAUGGUUUCGUUAUUACUUAAAAUAAAUAUUUUAUAUGCUGAUUA
Drosophila albomicans is the source of this 1318-nucleotide messenger RNA. RefSeq names its product mevalonate kinase. The record is from RefSeq and is a predicted model, not a curated record. Gene Ontology annotation, cellular component: cytoplasm. Gene Ontology annotation, molecular function: mevalonate kinase activity; ATP binding. The coding region runs from base 19 to 1200 and encodes 393 amino acids. NCBI's taxonomy places the organism in Eukaryota, Metazoa, Arthropoda, Insecta, Diptera, Drosophilidae. Gene Ontology annotation, biological process: isoprenoid biosynthetic process; cholesterol biosynthetic process. The transcript has a single exon.